Messenger RNA from Onychostoma macrolepis, 918 nucleotides. RefSeq lists its product as uncharacterized. The transcript is spliced from 3 exons. The record is from RefSeq and is a predicted model, not a curated record. NCBI's taxonomy places the organism in Eukaryota, Metazoa, Chordata, Actinopteri, Cypriniformes, Cyprinidae. Bases 36 to 797 code for a protein of 253 amino acids.
CCAAGCCCAUCAGUUGCACUUCCGAUUCUUCUGCCAUGUCCAGCACUAUCACAAGUGCCAUGACAAGGAUGACACCAUCGCCUGCUCGCAGUCCCAGGAAGUACAUUCAGACUGUCUCGACUCUGUCUCUUCCUCCCUCUCCUGUAUCCACAACCACCUCCUCGAUACCAUCAGUAGCUGCUAGAGCUGAAGUGUCAGCUGCCGCCUCCUCCUCUGGUACCUCCUCUGCUCCUCUUGCCCCUGUGACCUCUGCAUCUGCCACUGCCACCUCUUUUUUUGUCACCUCUGCUUCUCCAUCUGUGGUUGGUCGCUCAGCUCACCCUACUGCUGACAUGGAGAUUGCUCCUGGUUCAGAGCCCGGCUGGCUGCCUGCAAAGCUGAUGGGGACCAUACCACCUCAGGAUCAGAAGUGGAUUUCAUCUGCUCUGUGCAAGAACAAGCGGCUGCGCACUGACCUGAAGCUGUGGUAUGAUCCACCAGAUCCAGCGCUCAUUUAUCAUCAGGCCCCCGCUCCAGAGCGUUUUUUUACACACCGGCUUCUCUUGUGGAUGCCAUACCACCUUUGGCGGGUCAGGCUGUCCUGUCCUGUGUGUGGAAAACAGCUCACAGGUUAUGGAGCCCACAAGCGAGCCCGCCAUGUUUUGGAUGUGGAUAGGUACUACCUGAUGAUCACGGAGACUCUCUGGUGCAGUUCAGCUGGUUGUAAAACUAGUUACAUUUCCACCAGCAAGACCAUCUUGGACCAGCUGGAUUUGGCACACAGAAUGGAGUUCCGACUGAUCCUGACACGAAGGUGAGUAUACUGAAAUUAUUUAGCCUGUGUCACAAAUGUUUGUCAUUCAAACACACUAUAAAUUAGCUUGUUUUAAUGUUUGCCAUUUUUUUGGUCUCUUUUUCACUUUGUUUCUUAAUACGGAU